Molecule: messenger RNA, 5738 nt
Organism: Dipodomys spectabilis (banner-tailed kangaroo rat)
Lineage: Eukaryota; Metazoa; Chordata; Mammalia; Rodentia; Heteromyidae
Gene: Xpo5
Product: exportin 5
Exons: 32
Coding region: 185-3787 (1200 amino acids)
Biological process (GO): RNA export from nucleus; protein export from nucleus
Cellular component (GO): RNA nuclear export complex; cytoplasm; nucleus
Molecular function (GO): RNA binding; nuclear export signal receptor activity; small GTPase binding
Source: RefSeq, a predicted model, not a curated record
CGGGUCGGGCGCGUGCGCAGCGCCGGAUCCUCCGUCGCACGGGCUUGGGCUGCUCUCGCUCCUCCUCCGGUUCUCCUUCUGCCCGCCGCGGCCCGGUACCAACCGGUGGGUCCUCCAACAGGGCCGUCCAUGCCCCACGCUCCCCGGGCGGGCGGAGUGUGUACUCGAAGCACGUGCUUUAGCCAUGGCGACGGAUCAAGUGAAUGCGCUGUGCGAGGAGCUGGUGAAAGCGGUGACGGUCAUGAUGGACCCCACCUCCACCCAGCGCUACCGGCUGGAAGCCCUCAAGUUUUGUGAAGAAUUUAAAGAAAAGUGUCCUAUCUGUGUUCCCUGUGGCUUGAAGCUGGCUGAGAAAACUCAGAUUGCCAUUGUCAGACAUUUUGGUCUUCAGAUCCUGGAACAUGUUGUCAAGUUUCGGUGGAAUACCAUGUCUCGAUUGGAGAAGGUCUACCUGAAGAACAGUGUCAUGGAGCUGAUUACAAAUGGGACAUUGAGCAUUUUGGAAGAGGAGAACCACAUUAAAGAUGUCCUGUCUCGAAUUGUGGUAGAGAUGAUAAAGCGAGAGUGGCCACAGCACUGGCCUGACAUGCUCGUGGAGUUGGAUACUCUCUCCAGGCAAGGGGAAACUCAGACAGAAUUAGUGAUGUUCAUCCUUCUGCGACUGGCAGAGGACGUAGUGACCUUUCAGACACUUCCCCCUCAAAGAAGAAGGGAUAUUCAGCAAGCAUUAACUCAGAACAUGGAAAAGAUCUUCAGCUUUUUGCUUAACACACUCCAGGAAAAUGUCAACAAAUACCAGCAAAUGAAGACUGAUACUUCUCAGGAGUCCAAGGCUCAAGCACACUGUCGAGUAGGAACAGCAGCACUGAGUACUCUUGCAGGCUACAUUGACUGGGUAUCCAUGACUCACAUUACCACUGAAAACUGUAAGCUCCUGGAGGUACUAUGCUUGCUUCUGAGUGAACAGGAACUUCAGUUGGGAGCAGCUGAGUGUCUACUCAUUGCAGUCAGCAGAAAAGGAAAAUUGGAAGACCGGAAGCCCUUGAUGGUCUUAUUUGGAGACGUUGCCAUGCAUUAUAUUCUCUCUGCUGCACAAACUGCCGAUGGAGGAGGCUUGGUAGAAAAGCAGUACGUCUUCCUGAAGAGACUCUGUCAGGUGUUGUGUGCUCUGGGCAGUCAGCUGUGUGCACUGCUGGGCGUAGAUUCUGAUACAGAAACACCGGCAAACUUUGGGAAAUAUCUGGAAUCUUUUCUUGCUUUCACGACCCACCCAAGUCAGUUUCUGCGCUCUUCAACACAGAUGACCUGGGGAGCACUGUUCAGGCAUGAAACCCUCUCCCGUGAUCCUGUGCUGUUGGCCAUAAUACCAAAAUACCUUCGUGCUUCUAUGACUAACUUGGUUAAGAUGGGCUUUCCUUCCAAGACAGACAAUCCUAGCUGUGAAUAUUCUCGAUUUGAUUUUGAUAGUGAUGAGGACUUCAAUGCUUUCUUUAACUCUUCUCGAGCUCAGCAAGGAGAGGUGAUGAGGUUGGCCUGUCGUUUGGAUCCCAAGACCAGCUUCCAGAUGGCUGGGGAGUGGCUAAAGUAUCAGCUUUCAAGUUCUGUUGAAUCAGGGACAAUAAACUCUGGAACUGGAGAGGGAAGCCUCUGCUCCAUCUUCUCACCUUCAUUUGUGCAGUGGGAAGCCAUGACCUUUUUUUUGGAGAGUGUGAUCAACCAGAUGUUUAAAACAGUAGACAAAGAAGGGAUUCCUGUCAGUGAUGGCAUAGAGCUCUUGCACAUGGUCCUGAACUUUGAUGUGAAGGAUCCGCUCAUCCUCUCCUGCGUCCUCACUAAUGUCUCAGCACUCUUCCCAUUUGUCACGUACAAACCAGAGUUCUUACCUCAGGUCUUCUCAAAGCUAUUUUCAUCUGUCACUUUUGAAACUGUUGAAGAAAGCAAGGCUCCCAGAACCCGGGCAGUGAGGAACGUGAGGAGACAUGCUUGUUCCUCUAUCAUCAAGAUGUGUCGUGACUACCCUGAGCUUGUGCUGCCCAAUUUUGACAUGCUUUAUAACCAUGUAAAGCAACUCCUCUCCAAUGAGCUCCUCCUGACCCAGAUGGAGAAAUGUGCCCUCAUGGAAGCCCUGGUUCUCAUUAGCAACCAGUUCAAGAACUACCAACGUCAGAAGUUGUUCCUAGAGGAGCUAAUGGCACCUGUGGCCCGUAUCUGGCUUUCUGAGGAAAUGCGAAGAGCGCUGUUAGAUGUUGAUUCUUUCAUUGCCUAUGUGGGUGCAGAUCUGAAAAGCUGUGACCCAGCUCUGGAGGAUCCCUGUGGCUUGAACCGAGCGCGAAUGAGCUUUUGUGUCUACAGUAUUUUGGGUGUUAUAAAACGAACUUGCUGGCCUGCUGAUCUAGAAGAGGCCAAAGCUGGGGGAUUUGUGGUGGGUUAUACACCCAGUGGCAAUCCAAUCUUCCGAAACCCCUGCACAGAGCAGAUUUUGAAACUUCUAGACAAUCUGCUUGCCCUUGUAAGAACCCACAAUUCAUUAUACGCACCAGAAAUGUUAGCCAAAAUGGCAGAGCCUUUUGCCAAGGCUCUAGAUAUGCUUGAAGCUGAAAAAUCUGCUAUAUUAGGAUUACCUCAGCCUCUCCUGGAGCUCAAUGACUAUCCUGUCUACAAAACAGUCUUGGAAAGAAUGCAGCGCUUCUUCAGCACUCUUUAUGAAAACUGUUUCCAUAUUCUGGGGAAGGCAGGUCCUUCCAUGCAGCAGGACUUCUACACUGUGGAGGACCUUGCGGCCCAGCUUCUCGGCUCAGCCUUCAUCAACUUGAGCAAUAUUCCUGAUUACCGACUCAGACCUAUGCUUCGGGUCUUCGUGAAGCCUCUUGUGCUCUUCUGUCCACCAGAGCACUAUGAAGCCCUGGUACCUCCCAUCCUUGGACCUCUUUUCACCUACCUCCACAUGAGACUUUCCCAGAAAUGGCAAGUCAUCAACCAGAGGAGCCAGCUGGGUGGAGAAGAUGAGCCCACAGAGGAAAAUCCAGAGUCUCAAGAGAUGCUAGAGGAACAGCUGGUGAGGAUGUUAACCCGAGAAGUCAUGGACCUCAUCACCGUUUGCUGUGUAUCAAAGAAGAGUGCCGACCACAGCACAGCUCCCCCUGCUGAUGGGGAUGAUGAAGAGAUGAUGGCCACAGAAGUCACCCCUCCACCAGUGGCGGAGCUUACAGAGCUGGGGAAAUGUCUGAUGAAGCAUGAGGAUGUUUGCACAGCAAUGUUAAUUACUGCCUUCAAUUCCCUGGCCUGGAAAGAUACCCUGUCCUGUCAGAGAACGACCACACAGCUCUGCUGGCCUCUCCUCAAACAAGUGCUGACAGGGACCCUACUGGCAGAGGCUGUCACAUGGCUUUUCACCAGCGUCCUCAAAGGUUUACAGAUGCACGGGCAGCAUGACGGGUGCAUGGCUUCCCUGGUCCACUUGGCUUUCCAGAUAUAUGAGACUCUGCGCCCCAGGUACAUAGAGAUCAGAGCUGUGAUGGAACAGAUUCCUGAAAUUCAAAAGGAUGCUCUGGACCAGUUUGACAGCAAGCUCCUGAACCCCUCCCUGCAGAAAGCAGCUGACAAGCGACGCAAGGACCAUUUCAAACGCCUCAUUGCUGGUUGUAUUGGGAAACCCUUGGGAGAGCAGUUUCGAAAAGAAGUUCACAUUAAGAAUCUCCCCUCACUUUUCAAAAAAGCAAAGCCAAUGCAGGAGACAGAGGUGCUGGACAGUGACGGGGGCAGCCUGGCUACCAUCUUUGAACCCUGAAUCAAGCUGUUGGGCAUCUUCCUCAGCCUUUGUCAUCUCUUCUUCCCUCUGUAGCUAAUCUCUAGCCCCUCUCACAAUGCCACCUCACUUUGCACCGUGAUCAGCCUGGAGACACACCCAGGUCUGGAGCAGCAGAGAGGGCCCUGUGCAGGGCCCCAGUAAUUCUACAAAUGUAUCAAGAGAGAGAUUUAGGGCUUUCUGUUGAGGUGUCCCAGGUAGUUCCCAUUCUACUUGGACUUGUGGCUUUUCCAAGAAAAGCUAGAGCAGAAUGGCCCUUCUCCUCAAGCCCUUUGCCCCCACGCAGAGUGGGAACUGGGGGUGCUGUGCCCAACACAGCAGCUUUGCAGACUCACAGAGGCUCGACCCUCAACUCCUUGUGCCAGUUUUUCCUGGACCACUGCUAGUCCUGCUGAGCUCUGUGCUGCUGGGCUGGCGGGAACCCUUCCCCACCCCCAUGGGUAUGUCUGGAUUAGGUGCUAAGUGCUGAACGCAAUUUGGCCAGUUCUCUCAUCUCGGUCUUGGGCAAGAAUCUGGUCACCUGAUGGAAUCUAUAUUACAAACUAUUGCUAAAGUCCGGGCACAGUGUCAAGCAUACCUCCAGGGACCAGGGCUGGGCUUAGUGCUAACAUCCUUCUUAGAGCUCACAUACUUGCCCUUCUAUGAAUGACCCUCAAGCGUUUCCCCAGCCUCAGGGUCUACUCAGGCAUAAAAGCCAUAGUACCCUACUCUGUUACUAGGUCACUGUCAUCCCAGACCAACUAGGCUUACAUCUGUGACAAGCAGCUAGCAAAGCCACAGUUCCCUGGGACUGCUUCAGUCCAGGUGCCUUUAAAAAACCUCAUGGUCUUUCAGGUCCCUGAUCUCUUUCUUUUCUUCAAGAUCCAUUUCCAAAAGGAAAAAAAAAAAAUGCUUUCCCAUAGCAACUGGGUGUGGGACCAAGCCUUGAGUAUGAUAUAAAGUAGGCUUGCCAUACAGAAACCAUAGGGUACCAUGUACUCCAGAGGCUGACCAUCUAGGUCCUAUGAGAGGUCAGUGGAGCUACUGCUCCUAGCUGGUCCAGGCUGCAGCACAGUAACACUAAGAAGAGGCAAGCUGGAAAACGGCAUGGGAGUGUCACACUGCUGUGUGCUACACAAGUCUGCCCCUUCUUCCUAUCUAGUGCACAGGUCUGUUUUUUUGAUUGUGAAGGUAAGCUCAAGAUUAUUUUCCUCCAAACUUGACAGCUGCCUACUUGGUUUGGUUGGGGCUGUGGAGGGUAUAGCUGUAUUUAUUACCUUGUAAUAUUUUGGACAUCCUGUGAUUUCAUGCUAGAUGUUUUCUAUUGUUUAUAGAAUCUUUUUGUAGAGAUGUGAACUAAAACACAUCUGCAUGUCAGUAAAAUAUCAGUUUCACAUAGAAAGGGCCUUCCUUAUCUGCCUUUUUCAAACAACAGUGAGAUCUGUAAGGCUUAGUUCUUCAAGAGCAUCCAGUUUAAGGGGGGCUAGACAGGAAGAGCUAGGCCUGCUGUUAAGCUAUCUGAAACUGUGACAGAUUUGUUUAUCCAACUAGACCAGCAUCUCACUGUGGCUCCCAGGCUGGCCCAGACCCUGACAGUCUUGUCUAAAAAGAUUUGCUGUUCUUUAUACUGUGUCAGCACCAUGACUGUUAAGGACAAGCCCCUACCUUCUUACUUUCCCUAUGAGAAACCCCUGAUGCCAGGAGAUAGGUGGAAUGGCUCUGUAUCUUCCUAGAGUUUGGCUGCACCCCCAGAACCACCUCAAUUUGGCCUUUCUCAGAAGACAUGGACUCAAUGUGCCACUGCUCUGAGGAGAAAAGCCCCAUAUUUUUAGAACAAGAUAGCAUCUGGACAUGAAUUUAUUUACAUCAGAGGCCUUACAAAGGCAAAAGUCUCAUUCUGUGACACAUUUAACAAAAUGUAUUGAUUGAAAAUAAAGCUGGAAUUGGACAUCUA